CUCAAUUCAUCAGAACGCAAACCGAAUCCCUGUUUCCAACGGCCGCCCUCUCCUCCUCCGCCCUCACCGCGAAAGCCACCGCCACCAUCGCCGUCCUCUCAGCCCCCGGCGGGACGCGGAACCAUCUCCGACAUCCCCAUGACCUGACUGAAAUGCUGUUGACUCCUCAAUGAACUCGGAGCCACUGGCCAGUCAAUCUCGGCGUAGCCACUGUGUAGGGUUUAAGGGGCUCCAUUUCAUGAAACACUCCCGCCGCUUCGAUCGGACCGCGGCCGGAAGUUCCAAAAUUUAUCGACGGGAAGCUCUUGGAGCUCUGAGUGUUCGGACAUGCCGUUCCCCUGCUGGGUUCAUUGCAUUUGCUAAUGGAGACAUCCCAGCAUCCUCUAGACCCUGGCAAUGACCUCUGGAGCUCUACUCGGUGAGAUAGAUGAUAAGGCUGUACAAGUUCUCGCAUUUUUCCUCUGCAUGUCGGAUGAUGUGCCACCGCGGCAGCAGCUCCGGCGGCGGCAAUUUUGUUGAUGGUUUCGACUUUGUCGAGGAGCCAUUGAAGAAAAUGUCGAGGCUUGAAUAUAAAGACUGUGGCUUUAUGGACGAGAUGCCUACGGAGAGAGAGAAUGAAGCUGGUCACGGCGGCCAUUUAACGGGACGGCAGCAUUUCUUCAGGAGUGCCAAGAGCGACGCAAAGAGAGUUCUUGAGGUUCUUCAACAGGAUGGCCCGGGAUUCAAUACCAAGGCAGCUCUCGGAGAGCUCCGAUUGAGGGUGUCAGGUCUCCUUGUGAGGGAAGUCCUACUGGGGAUCUUGAGAAGCACGGACCACUCCAGUAAGAGCCGGUGUGCGAAGCUGGGGUAUAAGUUCUUCGCAUGGUCUGGUUCGCAAGAAAACUACAAGCAUACUGCAAAUUCAUACCACUUGAUGAUGGAAAUCUUCGCAGAUUGUGAUGAGUUCAAGGCAAUGUGGAGGCUCGUAGAUGAGAUGAUCGAGAAAGGGUUCCCAACGACUGCUCGGACUUUCAAUAUCCUGAUAUGUACUUGUGGCGAGGCAGGGUUAGCUAAGAGAGUUGUUGAGAGGUUCAUAAAGUCCAAGACUUUUAAUUUUCGGCCCUUUAAGCACUCUUACAACGCGAUCUUGCACUGCCUUAUAGGGCCGAAACAGUAUAAGUUGAUCGAGUGGGUCUAUCAGCAGAUGUUAGCAGAUGGCCAUACUCCUGAUAUAUUAACUUAUAAUGUUGUGAUGUGUGCAAACUAUAGGUUGGGGAAACUAGAUAAGUUCCAUAGGUUGCUCGAUGAGAUGGGCACGCGCGGUUUUUCUCCGGAUUUUCAUACAUAUAACAUACUCCUUCAUGUUCUUGGUAAAGGGGACAAGCCACUCGCAGCUCUCAAUCUUCUGAACCACAUGAAGGAGGUGGGCUUUGAACCAAGUGUUCUCCACUUCACGACAUUGAUGGAUGGGUUGAGCCGGGCUGGGAACAUAGAAGCUUGCAGGUACUUCUUUGAUGAGAUGGUUAAGAAUGGUUGUGUGCCUGAUGUUGUGUGCUAUACGGUCAUUAUCACGGGAUAUAUAGUGGCAGGGGAGCUCGACAAGGCGAAGGAAUUGUUUGAUGAGAUGAUAUUGAAAGGGCAGCUUCCAAACGUGUUUACUUACAAUUCAAUGAUCCGUGGAUUCUGUAUGGCUGGGAGAUUCUCGGAGGCUUGCUCCUUGUUCAAGGAAAUGGAAGAAAGAGGCUGUAGUCCCAAUUUUCUUGUGUAUAGCACCUUGGUGAGUAAUCUACGGAAUGCUGGGAAGCUUACUGAGGCUCAUGAGGUUAUAAGACAUAUGGUGGAACAAGGGCAGUACACCCACCUAAUUUCGAAAGUUAAGGGUAAGAGGCAUUAAUAUAUUAGAAUCUGAUAGAAGCUGAGACCCUGUUACUAACCUCGGAAAGAGGAAAAAGUUCCUGAGAACAACUGGGGCUGUAUGUUGUGGACAAAGCGGAUUGGAAUAUCUCGGAUGCUUUUCAGUGCAAAAUGGUCUUCCUUGGAUCCAGUAAGAUGAAUGCACUUUCGUGGCAAUUCGACAGCGGUUGUUGGAUAUAUAAUUGUUCAUUGGACCCUGUGAAGUUUUCAAAGAUCUCUGAUCUUCUUAUGUUCGAAAUAUAGCAUGAAAGCAAUAAGAGGAUCUUCGACUGAUUUAUGUGCUGCCAAGUAUAACUGAAAGUGGCAGGGAAGGUUUCCGCCCCCUGAAGAUAUAUCAAACAGCUUACAACUUAGAAUCUUUAAUGGACUUCUACGGCUGGAAAUUUCAAUGAUGCUCGAGCUUGUGUUUUUCCUCAAGCUUUCAGAGCUGAGACUCACAGCUUGAGUAGACAGAGGAUCUACUUCAUUUCCAUUACAGGUAUAGGAAAUUAUCGCCAUUUCAAUCACUGACAAGGUUCUUAUCUCAUCUCUACUUCAUCUCAGAUUCGAGCAGCAUGUUCUGGUUUUAGAGGCAAAACUUUGGAGCUGAUUCUUGCAGUUGCGCCAAAGAAUGACUCCUCUUUUAACACUCCAGUCAUAAUAAUCGAGUAUCUGAGUUCCUCAUCAUGAUCUUAUUGAUCUUAUUUUGUUACCUGUUUUCUCUUUGGGCCUUUUCUGUGACCAGCCUCUUGACAUUGUAAUCGAUUCAUUCAUGUUGUAUCAAAGGUACAAAGAUGAUGAUGAUCACAAGCUUAGGGACUAAAUGAACAAAUAUUUUCUUUGUAAUGUACCUCUCAUGCAAUAAAUAAAAAGCAUGUUCCCAAUUCUGUCAUCUAAA
Molecule: messenger RNA, 2770 nt
Organism: Punica granatum (pomegranate)
Lineage: Eukaryota; Viridiplantae; Streptophyta; Magnoliopsida; Myrtales; Lythraceae
Source: RefSeq, a predicted model, not a curated record